This is a messenger RNA of Caenorhabditis sp. 36 PRJEB53466, 1528 nucleotides long. The record is from the annotation of a GenBank genome assembly. NCBI's taxonomy places the organism in Eukaryota, Metazoa, Nematoda, Chromadorea, Rhabditida, Rhabditidae.
AUGUUAGCUAAAAUAUCAGGGAAUGCUUUCGAUUCACUGGAUAAGCUUGCAGUGCUACUUGUCGGCAACAGGUGCUUAAUAUACAUAUUCCAGGAUAAUCCUGAUCGAUAUUUCAUUCAGAACGUGGCCAUGUUCGAUGGAAUGUUUGAAAUUAACAACAGCUCAGCAUUCGCAACAAUUCGCUGAUUUCCUUGGAUACGCUCUUUCCCUCAACUCCCGCAUCUCGCGAUUGAUUAAUCGAGUACCCCAGAUACGUCCAAUCGCAGUUCACCUGUGUAAUGGGUCUAUUGAGAACUCGGAGCGGGUUCUACAAUAGGCGCAUGAUAGACCGAUCACGAAAAUUUCAUGCUCAAUCACAGGUGAACUGCGAUUGAUCUAUCGGGUGUACUCGAUUAAUCAAUCGCGAGCAUAUAUUGGUCAAUCAUACGUCAAUCGCGAGCCAUAUCACUAAUUGAUAAACCAGCGAGCGGCCGUGUACAAUUGAUGAAUCCGCGAGUCUCGCGGAAUGAUGCAUCAUUCGUCAACCAUUGAUCCCCACGUAUAAUGCCGCGUCCAAUGUCUCGGAAAAACCGUAAAAACCGCAGAUUUUGCUGUCCAAAGUCGGCCGAAAUUUGCGUGAAAAACGGGGGUGUGCACAGCUCAAUGAGUGUAACCGUACCUCUAAAACUACGGUAUUUUUUGAAAAUUUGUUAAUUUCUUGAGGUUUUUUGAAAAUAUUCAAAUUUUUUGCGCAAAUUUUCAAAAAAUACCGUAGUUUUAGGGGUACGGUUACACUCAUUGAGCUGUGCGCACCUCCGUUUUUCACGCAAAUUUCGGCCGACUUUGGACAGAAAAAUCUGCGGUUUUUACGGUUUUUCCGAGACAUUGGACGCGGCAUAAUUGACCAAUCGCGGUUUUUUACCUGUGAUACGUUUACCUGUGAUAGACCUAUCGCGAGCACUUUUUAGGGCAAAUGGGCCUAUGAUAGGCCUAUCAUAUGCGUAUUCGGGAAUUUUCGCGAUAGACGUAUUGUAGGCAAUUUUUUUUCUAUAGCUUUACCGGUACUGUUGAAAAAAAAGUUUCGACAUUGGAAUCGAAGCUGGCAGCGUGCCAAGGCCCGGCCUCCCAAACGCAUAUGCUGCGCGGGGUUGUUGCAACAUUGCCGCACGCUUUAUUGUUCUUCAUCUUUGUCUUUAUUUUUCGGCUAAAAAUCAGCAGAAAUUUGGUUUUUCUCAUUUUUCACCCGUAUUUAUUCAUUUCAAUCGUCUUUUGCUAUAAAAAAUCAACUUUGAAAACAGAUUUAUCGAUUUUUAGCUUGAAUUUUCGAACAUUUCUUGAUUUUGUGUUUUUCUCCUUUCGAUUUCGUUGAAUUUGAGAAUUUUCAGGAUUUCCGCCUACGGAAAAGUCGAACAAUUGACAUAUACACAUAAAACCUCAGUUUUGCAAUAACUACAUUUUUCAUAAAUGCUUACAAACUUUAAAACAAAACUUAAUUUUGCAGAGGACCGUCAGUGACAUGUGCAGACGCACAAUGGAGUGCAGUAUUUGA